AUGGAACCCCGGAUUUGGCAGCAGAUCGCUGUUCGGCGUUGUGCCGAGGUCAAGGGUAUGCUCCCCAAGGGCAUGCUGAUGAGCUCCCCACCGCCAUCUAGCAUUUUGGACGUCUCUGACAUUCCCCGCAAAUUCCUGGACAUCUCAGACAUACUGUUGACAGAAAAACUAACGAUAAGCGAGCUUCUCGGAAGGAUCUCCGCUGGAAGUCUUACAGCCACGCAGGUGAUCAACGCAUUCUUCCACCGAGCCUGCAUCGCACACCAACUGACAAACUGUCUGACUGAGGUGUUCUUCGACCGGGCUCUUGAAAGAGCUGCGGAGCUUGACAGACAUCUCAAGGCGACCGGACAGGUUCUUGGUCCGCUGCAUGGCUUACCCAUCAGUCUCAAGGACCAGAUCGAUGUCCAAGGUACCGAGCAGAAUAUGUGUUACGUCGGUCUAGUGGGUACAAAGGCCAGGGACAACGCUGUCAUUGUGGAUAUACUACUCCGCCAAGGGGCUAUCCUAUAUUGCAAGACAAACAUGGCUCAAGGUAUCAUGGGGGCGGAAGGCUACAACAAUGUCUACGGCAGGACUCUUAACCCCUUAAACAGGUCCCUUACCUGUGGAGGGUCCAGCGGCGGCGAGGGAGCCCUGAUUGGCAUGAGAGGUGCGCUCAUGGGCGUUGGUUCAGAUAUCGGCGGGUCUAUACGAUUGCCCGCGGCAUUUCAGGGGCUAUAUGCCCUCAAACCCUCCUAUGGUAGAAUCCCCUAUGCGAAUACUUCCAGCUCAUUUGAAGGCCAAGAAACCAUUCGAUCGGUCCUUGGACCUAUCACGGCGUCCGUUGACGGUCUCAAGGUCUUCACCAAAGCAGUCCUGGAGACUGCUCCGUGGGACUGCGAUCCUUGGACACCUCGUAUGCCAUGGUCAGAAGAGAGGUAUAAUCUCAUCGAUCACGGCGGCCUCAAGGGUCCGCUGUGCUUUGCUAUCCUCUGGGACGACAAGAUUGUGAAGCCUUCUCCACCUUACUGGAGAGCGUUGAAGGAGCUGAAGUCCGCUCUACUUCACGCCGGACAUUUUGUGACUGAUUGGGAGCCCUUUAAGAUGGAAGAAGCCGCCGCCUCAUGGAUGGACAUUCUAAAUGCUGAUGGAGGCAAAGAUCUGAAACAGCAUCUCGCUCUAUCCGGCGAGCCUCGAUUGAAUGACGUACUUGAUCGAAGCGUGACUGAGCGAUCAGUCUCUGAAUACUGGAGGCUGUGCCAUCGCCGCACGACCCUGAUGAAAGAAUCCCUUGACCAUUGGAUGUCUACAGCCACAACCACACCCACGCAACGCCCAGUCGAUGCCAUCGUCGCCCCUGUCGCCGGCUGCGUUCCAAUGCGGCAUGAUGAGCCACUACUCGGCAACUAUACAACUUUCUGCAACCUGAUGGAUUAUACCACAGCUUUGAUGCCAGUGACCAAGGUACUUCCGCAUAUUGAUACUCGCCCACCAUCUCACGAGUUCUAUUCAUCCGCUGACCAGGAUAACUAUACACGGUACGAUCCUGAGCUCUACAGAGACGGUGGUGUCGGUAUCCAGAUCAUCGGCAAAAGAUACGAAGAAGAAGCAGUGAUCAGGAUGACUGAGAUUGCUGACCAGGCUCUGAAGGUGCAUCUGGCCGCGUCAUAAGAUGUACAUACCGUAGCCAUGCUCUGUGCCACACCAGGAGUGCGUGAUGAAAAUCCCUGUUGUUUGAUAUCGAAGCGUAUAUCGAAGCGCUUUCCCUACG
Molecule: messenger RNA, 1753 nt
Organism: Kockovaella imperatae
Lineage: Eukaryota; Fungi; Basidiomycota; Tremellomycetes; Tremellales; Cuniculitremaceae
Product: amidase signature domain-containing protein
Exons: 7
Coding region: 1-1653 (550 amino acids)
Source: RefSeq, a predicted model, not a curated record